AUGGGAGCAGAGCAUUUUGAGUCUUGUUUGUUGGACCACACGCCCGACGCCAACUGGGGAAACUGGGCUUACCGCAUUCUGCAGCGGCCUUGCCUCGUUGAAAGCCGCGCCCAGUAUCCGGUGGAGGAGCACAUCACCACCGUCGAGGAUUUGGCCCGCGAGCCAUGGCUGAUGGACACUAUUCCGGACAGGCGGAUUUCCAUCAAGCCUUACAAGGACUCGCCCUUGUGGUUCUGCGCAGCCAACCGGACCAACUGGGAUUACGAGUACUUCUGGCUUCCAGGGCAUGCGUGGACAGUAACUUGGUUGCUGGUAUGGAACGUACACUACGUUUGA
This is a messenger RNA of Symbiodinium natans, 336 nucleotides long. Lineage: Eukaryota; Dinophyceae; Suessiales; Symbiodiniaceae. The record is from the annotation of a GenBank genome assembly.